AUGGAAGUGGGCUCCUGUCGGUCGCAAGUUGAGGUUAUCCCAUGCAGACCAGCAAACACCUUUAAUCUGAGUGCUUUGGAAAACCAGCUCCUGCCGCUCCUUACCACGUUGUCCGAGAAAGGCCCUGCAGUCGUAUCCGUGGAUGCGGAGGCAUGGACUAUAUACGAUGGUGGCAUUUUCAACGGCUGCCAGAAGGACGCCACCAUCAACCACGCAGUCCUGCUGGUCGGCUAUGGGCAGGAUAAGCAACCCGGGCAGAAGUAUUGGCUGAUUCGAAACUCAUGGGGAGCCGACUGGGGGGAGGAGGGCUACAUGCGUCUGCUGCGCCAUGAUGGGGAUGAGUCGAAUGGGGGACACAACGGGUUUUGCGGCACCGACUACGACCCGAAGGUCGGGGUUGGAUGCCGUGGAGGACCGUCCUCUCUCCCAGUUUGUGGGAUGUGCGGUAUCCUCUCAGAUUCGAGCUACCCCAAGCUAUAG
Messenger RNA from Symbiodinium sp. CCMP2592, 480 nucleotides. Lineage: Eukaryota; Dinophyceae; Suessiales; Symbiodiniaceae. The record is from the annotation of a GenBank genome assembly.